Molecule: messenger RNA, 1658 nt
Organism: Xenia sp. Carnegie-2017
Lineage: Eukaryota; Metazoa; Cnidaria; Anthozoa; Malacalcyonacea; Xeniidae
Product: TNF receptor-associated factor 3-like
Exons: 2
Coding region: 21-1601 (526 amino acids)
Molecular function (GO): protein binding
Source: RefSeq, a predicted model, not a curated record
AGACAUAUGACAUAUAUGAAAUGGCUUGUAGUCCUAAUGUUUAUGAAAGUGGAUAUGAAGAAUCGAGAAUUAAGACUGCUGUUGAUGAAAAUUUUUACUGUUCAAUUUGUCUGAAUGUAAUGAAAGAUGCCAGAAUGUGCCAUAAUCAACACAAUUUUUGUCGUAAAUGUAUUGAAGAACAUCUACGAGUUAAUCCACAAAGAUGUCCUCAAUGUCAAGAUGAUUUAACUGUAGCUACCCUUCAUCCAGCGCGUUUUAUAAAUAACGUGAUUUCAAAGUUAAAGAUCAACUGCGACUACGCCAGUCGUGGUUGUCCUGAAUUUAUAAAUGUCGAAUAUCUUGAAAGACAUGUUCAAAAUUGUGACUUUGCUCCAGUGUUGUGUUCUAAUGAACGUUGUGGUCUGGAAAUAAACAAACGAGACAAGAUUAAACAUGAAACUGAAUUAUGUGAAUACAGAAAGAUUGCUUCUCACGACUUUCGAGAGAUUAGCGAAAUGUUUCAACGAAGUUUUGAAAACAAAAUGGAAAUGCAAAUGAGCAACUUAAGCAGGAAAAUAGACGAAAAAUUUAUUGAAGUAAAAGAAUCAGUAAAAACAUUGACAUCUCAGUAUAAAAAAAUGAUGAAAUCUAGAAGAGAAGUAGAAAAUGUUCAACAAAAUCUUGCUAUAGUGACCAAAGAAAAGAUGGAAUCGAGGAAAGAAAUAAAAGAUGUUCAACAAAAUCUUUCUGCAGUGAUCAAAGAAAUGAUGGAAUUAAAGAAAGAAAUGAAAGAUAAUCAACAAAAUCUUGCUACUUUGACCAACGAAAUGAAAGAAAUUAAAACCGUGAUAUUUCAAAUGUUGGAAAAGAUGAAUAUAAAUGAACCACAUGUUCAAACAUUGACAUCACCAGUUGAAAUGGUGAUGAACUCUGUAAAAGGUGAUAUUUUCAUUGCUGGAAGUUACUCACGUGAUUCCUCAAAGAGUGUUGAAAUAUUUUUAUGGAUGGAGGAGAAAUGGUUUGAGAUUGCAUCAAUGGAAAAUGAACACUGUGCUGCUUCAUCAUUUGUUUAUAAUGAUAAUUUAUUUGUUGUAGGAGGAUUUCGCUGCAAAUCAAUGGAGACAUUGAAUAUAAAACAGUCACCUUUGACAUGGAGGAAAUUUUCCACAGAGCUUCCUUAUGGGUGUUGUGGUCAUCAAACUGUUGUUUGUAAACAACAAAUCCUUCUCAUUGGAGGAUACAUCUUUGGAAAAGGACAAUCAGAUUUGAUCACUGAAAUAAACAUUACUGGUAAAACAUCUCAUGUUGUUAAAGAGUUGUGUCAUAUGCCUGAACCACGUAGGGGCCAUGGAGCUCUUGUUGUUGAUGACAAAGUUCUUAUUUUUGGAGGAUAUGGAAAACAUACGAAAGUUUUAUCCAGUGUUUUGGAAUUUGAUCCAAGGACUCUUACAUUUAAAAAAAUGCCUCCAUUACCUCAUCCAUUGACUGAAAUGGCAACAGUUCAAUGGAGAGAUCAAGUUGUUCUUCUUGGAGGUUGUGAUGAUGAAAGAGAAAAAUUGAACAGUGUUAUCAUGUAUGACAUCAAAACAGGUAAGAUUACAGUCUUACCAUCCAUGUUGUAAAAGAGAGAAUGGUGUUGUGCAGUUAUAACAAGUGAUACAAUUGUUGUCAUGGGAGGU